AUGCAUUCUGCAAUUAAAUCUCUUGUUGAGGAAUGGCUUCGCCUAGAUAAGAAUCCUAUAACACGCUUAGAAAUAGAAAAGCUUUAUGCCGAAGGUAAUGUUGAGGAACUAGAAAAACGCCUUCGCAAAAGGAUAUCGUUUGGUACUGCUGGAUUGCGAUCUAGUAUGGAAGCAGGAUUCUCGAGAAUGAAUGAUCUUACUGUAAUUCAGGCUACACAGGGACUUUGCAUGUACCUUCUUGAUACUAUACCAAAUGCAAUUAUCAAGGGUGUUGUGAUUGGGCACGAUCAUAGAAACAAUUCAGAAACAUUUGCAAGAUUAAGUGCAGCAGUGUUUUUAUCAAAAGGGUUUAAGGUUUAUUUUUAUCGUAAGUUGGUUCACACUCCAUUGGUG
Dentiscutata heterogama is the source of this 393-nucleotide messenger RNA. Lineage: Eukaryota; Fungi; Glomeromycota; Glomeromycetes; Diversisporales; Gigasporaceae. The record is from the annotation of a GenBank genome assembly.